AUGGACCCGACCGAUCGCCGUCUCGUCCUGGGCGCUCUGCGGACCUCCUCCAAUUCCCUGGACACCGUUAGGGACCUCGUCAAUUACCUCAAACGGGACCGCAUAUUCACUGAGGCGCAAAUUUAUGACCACAUGGAAGAGUUCAUUCGUAUCUGGAAGGAAUGGAAGCAGCAGGACGCUCUAUCCCCUCCCGACAGUAAUCUUGGCGGAAGGCAGGACGAUGCCGAUUUGGACAGUCCGACGGGAAGGCUGGCUUUGUACGGCCCUGUCGAUGAAAAGAUGGAAAAGGAACUCAUCUCCCUCUUCCGACCGCAGCGCGCCAACUUCGGUUUUGCCAACUCAAGACACAGCGAGGGCACCGUGAGCUUCAUACAAGCCAAGACGGUAAAGAACAACGGACUCGAGCCAGAUGACGACGGUACGGUCGUUAUUCAGUGGAAGUCUUCCAUAGCUGCAGGCGGGGACCCCGACGAGUACGUCGAUGAGACAGCACGUAACACCCGCUGCAUCGUGCUGGGGCCUGACGACGUCAAAGAGGUGGGGAUGACCGUUGAUAUCGUUUUCGGGACUUGCUGUGUGGCCGACCUCGACGAACAGCGCUCGCAUAUCCCACCUCCUCGGUGCCCUACUCCUCCCGAGGGGCCGCCUUCCGACAUAAAUCAGCCGGAUGCUUCCAUGGCCUCGUCAUCCGAUGAGGCCGAGGCGCAACAGAUGGUCCCCACCCAGCACCCGGUUCCUUACCCUCACAUGUCGUCUGCGCCCGCCCAGAUGGCCCCUUAUAUCCAAGCUACCAAUGUUUUCAUCCUGAACAGCCCAGAUCAGAUGCCAUGGGCAGCACAGCUGGGCAGCACAAUGGAAAAUCGAGGAGUUGCGGGCACUGCAGGGCCAUCUGCUGCAUCAAUGAGCGGAACUCAGGCCACCAGUGGAAGCAAACGCCAGGCCGAUGGGAAUGCCCAAGGCUUUGGGAGAGCAAAGAAGUUCCGUUCCUAG
Molecule: messenger RNA, 990 nt
Organism: Diaporthe amygdali
Lineage: Eukaryota; Fungi; Ascomycota; Sordariomycetes; Diaporthales; Diaporthaceae
Exons: 2
Coding region: 1-990 (329 amino acids)
Source: RefSeq, a predicted model, not a curated record